GUCCGAUGGCUGAUGUGAUCAAAAUAAGCCUGAUAAGAUAAAAAAAAAUUGCAGAAAGUUUUCCCUGGAGAACGAAUCAAACUCAUUCUGUCGCCAACCACGAUCUCCCACUGCCAUCCGACUCGAUUUGAGCUGGAAGCGAAAUGUCUCUCUGGAAAUCUGUCGGUAAUUGCAUCCUAGAGGGUGUUUCGAACGUUCCGGAUCUUGAUGCAUCAAAGCUCACCGUUAAACUUUCUGACUUCCUGAAACCUGUACCAGACAAUGAGUCGUUGGUUUUUGGUCACCACUGACCAUAUGCUGGUCGUCAGUUUCGAGCCUUCAACCGGAUGGUCCGCACCCGAAAUAAAACCCUAUGGCCCUCUCAGUCUGGAUCCGAUGAGCUCUUGCUUCCAGUACUGUACAAAUCUCUUUGAGGGAAUGAAGGCUUACAUGGGCCCAGAUGGGAAACCUCGUUUGUUCAGACCAGACAAGAACAUGGCACGUCUCGCAAGGUCCGCUGAGCGUGUUGCCUUGCCCCCAUUCAACACAGAAGCUCUCCUGACACUGAUAAAGCGCCUCGUUAUGAUUGAAAAGCGUUGGAUACCCACUGCCGAAGGACACAGCUUGUAUAUCCGUCCGACUAUUAUUGGAACGCGCGCCGCUUUGGGUGUUGCUGCUUCCGAUCAAGCGCUUCUCUACGUGAUCCUGUCUCCAACAGGUCCCUACUUCCGUACAGGCCCCAAACCACUUUCUCUUCUUGCCGUGAACGAGAACGUGCGCGCUUGGCCUGGGGGAACAGGUGGCCACAAGCUUGGAUUAAACUAUGCGCCUGGGUUCCUUCCCCAGCGCCUUGCGGCGAAGAAAGGCUACGAUCAAAUUCUGUGGCUCCUUGGAGACGCCGUCACUGAAGCUGGCGCCAUGAACUUCUUUGUUGUCAUCAAGCGGGACGACGAGGAUGGCAUGGACGUCGUCACUCCAGAGCUAGACGGUACAAUUCUUCCUGGAGUAACCCGCAUGUCUGUUUUGGACCUCAUGCAGGCACAUAAUGAAGGCCGGACGAGUCUGAACGGAUUGCCCAAGCUUCAUACGCAGGAGAGAAAGGUGACCAUGUCUGAAUUGCAGAAGCUGAGCGAGGAAGGCAAGUUACUGGAAGCGUAUGGAGUGGGGACGGCGGUUAUUGUGGCGCCUGUUGGGAAGGUUGGUUUUGAAAGUGGUGAUUUGACGUUGCCAGCCCAUGAGAAAGGGUUAGGUCCAGUGGGGAAUGCACUCUGGCGUAGACUGGUAGACAUUCAGGAAGGUCGAGUGCAGUGGGAGAACUGGGGAGUUCUUUGCGAAGGCGCUUAAAGCUCACGUAUCUAGACAGUUAUAGAUCUGAAAGCAUCUUGUUUACUUAC
Molecule: messenger RNA, 1373 nt
Organism: Guyanagaster necrorhizus
Lineage: Eukaryota; Fungi; Basidiomycota; Agaricomycetes; Agaricales; Physalacriaceae
Product: branched-chain amino acid aminotransferase II
Exons: 5
Coding region: 262-1323 (353 amino acids)
Biological process (GO): L-valine biosynthetic process; L-leucine biosynthetic process
Cellular component (GO): mitochondrion
Molecular function (GO): branched-chain-amino-acid:2-oxoglutarate transaminase activity
Source: RefSeq, a predicted model, not a curated record